AUUUUUAUUGUCGUUUGCUGUGCCUUCAUUGGCCUGGUGCUGGCCGAUACGCCAAAAUACACGACAAAAUACGACAAUGUGGAUUUAGAGGAAAUCAUUAAAAGCGACCGCCUGAUGAAAAACUACGUAAAUUGCCUGUUGGAAAAAGGCAAAUGUACUCCCGAUGGCGCUGAACUGAAGAGAGUGCUACCCGAUGCCCUCCACACCGAGUGCUCGAAAUGUAGCGACAGUCAGAAAAAGGGCAGUCGAAAAAUAAUGAGACAUUUGAUCGACAACAAGCCGGAAUGGUGGACAGAACUGGAAAACAAAUACGACAAAGAGGGCGCCUACAAGAAGCAAUACAGAGAGGAGCUGAAAAAGGACGGCAUUAAGUUGUAAAUUGUGCCUGUAUUAAUUAUGCCUUGUUCUGUAGUUUAGCUUAGGUGUUUCACUUGGAAAUAAAUACUGCUAGUUUAUCAACGAA
Molecule: messenger RNA, 463 nt
Organism: Dendroctonus ponderosae (mountain pine beetle)
Lineage: Eukaryota; Metazoa; Arthropoda; Insecta; Coleoptera; Curculionidae
Product: ejaculatory bulb-specific protein 3
Source: RefSeq, a predicted model, not a curated record